AUGAGCGGAAAUUCGUCUUCGGGCAACCCGCCCGACCUCGAAGCCCACCAACCACCUGCGAAAGCCUCUUUCUCAACAUGGUGGACACAAUCCGUGGACGUCAAAUAUACCGAUCUCAUCUGUCUUCUGCUCUGUUUCACUACCGGACUCUGUGACAGCAGCGCCUACAAUGCAUGGUCCUGUUUCUUGGCGAUGCAGACCGGAAACACAAUUUUCCUUGGUCUAGGAGCCUCCGGCCAACCAACCAGUAAACCCUGGGGCUGGUUGAAAUCGCUCUGUUCAAUCGCAUUCUUCUUCAUCGGCGCCUUUACCCUCGCCAACGUUACCCGCCGCGCCGGAGCCCGCCGCCGUGGCACGCUCUUUUUGUCAUUCGUGUUCCAGUCCCUUCUGGUCAUCAUUGCCGUCGCCCUGAUUGAAGGCGACCUCAUUCCACACACCUCGGACGAUGCCUCUCUGACAGGUGGUCCUCUCUUCCUGGAGCUCAUCCCCAUUGCGCUCUUGGCGUUCCAGUCCGCCGGCUCCAUCACUUCCAGUCGGGCGCUGGGGUACAAUGAGAUCCCGACGGUGGUCUUGACCAGCGUGUAUUUCGACGUCGCAUCCGACCCGAAUCUGGCGGCUGUGCCAACGACCAACCUGAAGCGAAACCGACGUAUCGGAAGUGUGGUGAUGCUGUUGGUUGGAGCUAUUGUAGGCGGGUGGUUGAGUCGGAGUAGUGGAGGGAUGCAGUCGGCCCUGUGGAUGGCUGCUGGGUUCAAGAUGGUGAUCGCUUUUGCGUGGUUGGCUUGGAAGAAGGAGGCUGCUCCUUCCAAGUGA
Molecule: messenger RNA, 813 nt
Organism: Aspergillus oryzae RIB40
Lineage: Eukaryota; Fungi; Ascomycota; Eurotiomycetes; Eurotiales; Aspergillaceae
Product: YoaK family protein
Exons: 2
Coding region: 1-813 (270 amino acids)
Source: RefSeq, a predicted model, not a curated record